Molecule: messenger RNA, 1985 nt
Organism: Gadus chalcogrammus (walleye pollock)
Lineage: Eukaryota; Metazoa; Chordata; Actinopteri; Gadiformes; Gadidae
Gene: nectin1a
Product: nectin cell adhesion molecule 1a
Exons: 10
Coding region: 441-1985 (514 amino acids)
Biological process (GO): heterophilic cell-cell adhesion; protein localization to cell junction; homophilic cell-cell adhesion
Cellular component (GO): adherens junction
Source: RefSeq, a predicted model, not a curated record
GUCGGCCCGUUGGGACUGUGGGGUAUGCACUAGGCACAAGGCACCAGACAGGCUAUCUCGGAAAUAAUCUGGCCCACGCGUUAAUCCCCUUUAUCCCCGCCAAGCCGUCACCAUGCUCAGAGUUCAUUUCGGUAACAAAUCAAACGGUAGUGAGAAGUAUUCCGUUUCGGCUACGGCAGUAGGACUAGUAGGAAUAUGAGAGUUUGGAAAUAUAAUUAUCAGUGUUUAAACGCUCUGCUUUUGCUCCAUUUAACCAGGUAGCCCACAGGUAGGCUUAGUGAGUCUGACAGUUUCUUGAUUAUUAUUAUUAUCACUGGACACACUGGACGAGCCUCUGUCCCAGUCACCGCAUCUGAAUCAGAGAGACUUCAAGCUGGCAUCACCCGAGUCAACUUUGGGAAUUUAGCGUCACCAGUAGAACUGGCAUCUGCAAUUUUGGCAUGGAAAACGCUGGAUUUGGGAUACUCCUGAUAACACUUUGCGCUUUUCAAGGAACGCAUGGCCAGUCUGUGGAUAUGGACGUGGAUAGGUCCGGCUACGUGGGCUCCAAGGUGGACCUGCGAUGCCGGUUCCUGAACAGCGUCCCCCCCGUCAAAAUCUCCCAGGUCACAUGGCAGAAAGUGGUCAACGGCAGCAAGCAGAACGUGGCCAUCGCCAACCCGUCGCUGGGUGUGUCCGUUGCGCCGGCCUACCGGGACCGCGUGGCGUUCAAGAGCGCGGCGGUGCGGCGGCGCGCCCCCGUGCUGGAGGACACCACGCUGACCUUCUCGUCGCUGCGGCUCGCCGAUGACGCGGCCUACAUCUGCGAGUACACCACCUUCCCCGCUGGGAACCGGGAGGGCACCGUCAACCUCACCGUGUACGCGCGGCCCACCACCAAGAUGAGCCUCUCCACCCCCACCCUGGUGGCCCGGGCCAACAACGUUAGGACGCCGGUGGCCACCUGUACCUCAGCCAAUGGGAAGCCACCAGGCAUCAUCAGAUGGGAGACGAGAGUUCCGGGCGAGGCGACGAGCACAGAGUUCCGGAACUCUGAUGGAACGUUCACGGUGCAGAGUGAGUACGCGAUGGUGCCCAGCAAGGACACGCACCAGGAGGUCCUGACCUGCGUCACCACCUACAACGACGAGGUGUUCACCGACAGCGUCACGCUCGACAUACAAUAUGAGCCGGACGUGUCUGUGGAGGGCUUUGAUGGUAACUGGUACCUGAACAGGGAGAAUGUGCAGCUAAGCUGCCAGGCCAACGCAAACCCCAGAGUCUCGCUGUACCAGUGGAAACGGGUGAACGGCACUAUCCCCAGCAAUGUGGAGAUCCAGGACAACACCCUGACCUUCAGCGGCCCGCUGACCUACGACCUUGAAGGGACGUAUGCGUGUGAGGCCACCAACGGUAUCGGCACGCGGGCCGCCUCAGUGGAGGUGGUCAUCAUCGAGAAGCCAUUGCCCCAGGUAGCAACAGGUGAUGUCAUCAGUGUGAUCGCCCUGCUAUUGGCUGCCGGGGUGCUCAUGGGCAUCACCGUCACAGUCCUAGUGCUGAAAAUAAGAAGUAGGAAAGCUGGCACCUCGAGUCAAUCUCCCGCCAGCAAACCGUCCCAACCGGUGAGGAAAAGACCAGCCGACGACAUUCAGCACGCAGGGAGGUUCUACGAGGAGCUCCCCAACACAGCGGACUACGUCAGCUACCGCCUCGCCUGCAACAAGGAGGACUACCCGGAGCCCUACUCCCCUCCCUUCCAUCCCCCGCUCUCCUUCCUCCCCCAGCACCCGUACCAGCCUGCAGAACCCAACCACGCCCCCGCCCUGCCACCCGCCACCGCCGCCUCCACAGCCAAACGCGUGGCCAUGAGCCCGGUCACCUCCAAAAACACCUUCUCUCCCCCAACUCACACCACCGCCAUCUUUAAAUACCCGUCCCUGCCGGGCAUGACGUCCCCACCUCCGGGCGUGGCCCCGUACACGUUCCCCAAAGAACAGUACGUCUGA